Molecule: messenger RNA, 1593 nt
Organism: Fusarium proliferatum ET1
Lineage: Eukaryota; Fungi; Ascomycota; Sordariomycetes; Hypocreales; Nectriaceae
Exons: 10
Coding region: 1-1593 (530 amino acids)
Biological process (GO): carbohydrate transport; transmembrane transport
Cellular component (GO): membrane
Molecular function (GO): carbohydrate:proton symporter activity
Source: RefSeq, a predicted model, not a curated record
AUGACGAUACACGGCAUGUUUCGGCGCAUUGUGCGCAAUGAUGCUAUUCAUGUUGAUCCGCCCGAGAUUUACAACUGGCGUGUCAUUGCCUUGACAGCUUCGGCGUGUUUUGCUGGAGCGCUGUUUGGAGUUGAUGCAGGUAUCAUUGGUGGCGUGCUGGCUAUGCCAGACUUCAAGCGGGAGUUUGGUCUUGACACUCGGCCGAAAGAAGACGCAGCUGAUCUAGCAGGAAACCUCGUCACGACAAUGCAAGCCGGUGCUAUCGCUGGAGCUCUCCUGUCCAGUCCAUUUGCUGAUCGCAAGGGUCGAAAGCCAGCGCUACUCCUUGUUGCGGUGACGGGUUUCGUUGGCGGUAUCAUGCAAGCCUUCUCUUACGGUCAUCUCUCAGUCUUUUACAUUGGACGAUUCGUUGAAGGCGUUGGUCUUGGGGCAGGAACAAUGCUCGCACCAACAUACGUCUCCGAAAACUCCCCACGCGCCAUCCGCGGCUUUCUCGUGGGCUUCUUCCAACUCCUCCUCGUCCUCGGCGGCAUGACAGCCUAUUUCAUCAACUACGGCUCCCUUCUGCAUCUCCCCGGCAAAGCGACAUGGAUGGUCCCCCUGGGAUGCCAAUCCAUCUGUCCAGCAUUGCUCUUCUUCAGCAUGCUCUUCUGUCCAGAAUCGCCACGCUGGCUAGCUUCGCGAGAUCAGUGGGAGAAGGCCGGAGCUGUGUUGUCAGAUGUGAGAAAGUUGCCUGUCGACCAUGCGUAUAUUCAACAGGAAUUGUUGGAACUGAAAACGCAGAUUGAUCAGGAGAGGGAGAUCAUGCAGGACACGGGGUUUUGGGCAAUUCAGAAGGAGUGUUGGACUUUACCUUGGAAUAGGAAGAGGGCACUCUUGACGGUGGCUAUUGUUACGCUUGGGCAGUGGACUGGCACUGGUGCUAUCAACUACUACGCACCUACAAUCUUCAGUGGAUUGGGCCUUAGCAGCACGACAACUGCACUGUUCGCACAGGGAAUCUACGGCGUCGUCAAAGUUGUUACAUGCUUGAUCUUUAUCUUCUUCCUCGCCGAUUCCCUCGGCCGUCGCAAGUCAUUCAUGUUCGGCGGUGCAAUCCAAGCAUUCUGCAUGUUCUUUGUCGGUUUUUAUCUCCGCUUCGGUCCUGAACCUGGAGAAGGAGACCAUCCUCCUCCGGCGGGUAUCGCUGCUUUGGCGAUGAUAUAUAUCUUUGCUGCCGCUUUCAACAUGAGUUGGGGCCCUGUUUCAUGGAUCUAUGUCUCUGAAAUUCCAACGAAUCGACUUCGUGCAUACAACGUUGCUCUCGCAUCCUUCACUCACUGGGUGCACAACCUUGCAGUAUCAAAAUCAACGCCAGUCAUGCUUCUGCACGAUCCCUGGAGAGCAUACUUCAUCUUUGGAUCGUUCAACCUGUUCAUGGCAAUUGCUGCAUACUGGAUUCCAGAGACCAAGGGUAUCUCACUGGAACGCAUGGAUGAAGUCUUUGGUGUCGCAGACUUUUCCAAUGUCGAGGACGUCGGCAUCGCAGCACGCCGCGCAAAGCGAAUCGAUGACGAAGACGUGGAAGACAUCCAAGCCCCCAACAAAUCUUAA